AUGACAACCAGUUUUAGCGUUGGAGAACAAGAAUAUGAAGCAAAAAACUUCAAGGACAGACAACUUGAUUCCAACGGUGAGGAUUCAGAGCUAAGUGAGAAAUUUACUAACGAUAUUGGUAACAUGGACGAGUGCCCAAAAUUUCUUGGAUGCUCUGGAAAUAAGUUACAAUUGGUGACUUCCUUUAUGUGCUCCACAGGGUUCCUUCUUUUUGGAUAUGAUCAGGGUGUUAUGGGCUCACUAUUAACACUUCCGAGAUUUAGAGAAACAUUUCCAUCUAUUGAUACUGUUAAAAAUCCUGACAGUCAUACCUCAACUGUUCAAGGUUUUGUUGUUGCAGUGUAUGAAGUUGGUUGUUUGUUUGGGGCAUUAACAAAUCUCAAAAUCAGUGAUCGUUUCGGUCGUCUCAAAUCGAUUACAUUGGGUUGUAUUCUUAUGGUUAUAGGUGGUGUAAUUCAAGCUUCUGCUUUUUCAAUUACACAACUAAUCGUUGGAAGAAUUGUAUCCGGCUUAGGAAACGGGAUGAACACCUCAUCUAUUCCAGUUUAUCAGUCAGAAACAGCACGGAGAGAGGUUAGAGGGAAAUUAGUGAUGCUGUCGGGUGCUCUUAUUACUGGCGGUGUGGCUCUUUCAUAUUGGGUUGAUUUUGGAAUGUAUUUUACAAAUGGAGAUGAGUCCUUUAGAUUCCCAAUAGCUUUCCAAAUAAUCUUUCCUUUGGCAAUUCUACCUUUGCUUGGCAAGCUUCCGGACUCCCCAAGAUGGCUUGCCAGUAAAAAGAAAUUUGUGGAAGCGGCACGAGUCUUUGCAGCAUUUAACGAUACGUCGGUAAAUGAUUCGGAAAUCAUGGAAGAGCUUAGAAUGAUCAGAAGAUCGUUAGCUCAAGAGCAUUUUGCUCAAAAGAAAAGCAAUGGCCUCAGGACACUUCUCAAGCAGGGGAAGCACAGAAAUUUUCAAAGACUUAUGCUUGGUUUCUGGUCACAAGUUUUUCAGCAGAUUACUGGAAUUAACCUCAUCACGUACUAUGCGGGAACAAUAUUUGAACGAUACAUUGGAAUGUCCGCAUUGAAUUCCAGAAUACUUGCUGCCUGCAAUGGAACCGAGUACUUUUUAGCAUCGUUCAUUGCCUUUUUCACAAUAGAACAUUUUGGAAGAAGAAAGUUGAUGAUGUUUGGUGCAUGCGGACAAUCGCUAUGUAUGGCAUUAUUAACAGUAUUGACACUUUACGCUAACAAAGAUAACAACGGGGGUUUCGGAAUUGGUGCUGCCAUUCUGCUAUUCGUAUUUAAUACGUUUUUUGCAAUUGGCUGGCUUGGAAUGACUUGGCUUCUUCCAGCUGAGUUGACUCCACUUUCAAUCAGAGCACCGGCAAAUGCGAUUUCUACCGCUGGAAAUUGGGCUUUUAAUUUUAUGGUGGUUAUGAUUACACCCAUAGCAUUUACUAAUAUUGGCAGCUAUACUUAUACUAUAUUUGCAGUUAUUAAUGCUUUAAUCUUACCCUGCGUGUACUCUCUUUAUCCGGAAACUAAAGGUAGGAGUUUGGAGCAGAUGGAUGAUAUCUUUGCAAGUUGUCCAACCACUAAACCAUGGAAAGUUGUCUCUAUUGCAAGAAAUACACCAUAUGAGAAAAAACUCGUCAGCGAUAUCGAAUCCUUCUCCAAGCCUGAAAUAGAGAACAUUGAAAUUUAUCCAUCUGUGAAUUAA
Brettanomyces bruxellensis is the source of this 1701-nucleotide messenger RNA. RefSeq lists its product as uncharacterized. The transcript has a single exon. Gene Ontology annotation, biological process: carbohydrate transport; transmembrane transport. Bases 1 to 1701 code for a protein of 566 amino acids. NCBI's taxonomy places the organism in Eukaryota, Fungi, Ascomycota, Pichiomycetes, Pichiales, Pichiaceae. Gene Ontology annotation, molecular function: carbohydrate:proton symporter activity. Gene Ontology annotation, cellular component: membrane. The record is from RefSeq and is a predicted model, not a curated record.